UUACCAUAUCAUAAUGGCGGUAGCCUGACCUGUUUUGAAUUUGGAACCGCUAUUCGAAGUUUAUACAGCCUUUAGGUGGUAAAAUGACACAUUUUAUUGGCGAAAACAGGAUAUAACUGAGCUGCGAUAAUGGACCGAAGCGAUUCUGUCGUGGGGGACGACUUGACGCUCCCUGUAGACAUCAACGGAAGCUGCAGACUGCCAGACUCGAUAAACGCUGGAGAGAAUUCUACAGACAGCAUGACAGCUCCAUUCCUCCCUGAUACGAUGUCACCCAUCAAAGCUCUCACCAUGAAGGACUAUGAGAAUCAAAUCACAGCUCUGAAGAAAGAAAACUUUAAUCUGAAGCUUCGGAUUUACUUCAUGGAGGAGCGUAUGCAACAGAAAUGUGACGACUCCACUGAAGACAUUUUCAAAACGAACAUUGAGCUGAAGGUGGAGUUGGAGUCUAUGAAGCGAGAGCUUGCAGAGAAACAGGAGCUUCUUGUAUCAGCAUCUAAAGCAUUGGAAAGUCUGGCUGGUCGAGAAUCAGGAGAACCCCAGCGUGUGAGAGACCAAGCUCAGAGGGAGAUGGAAGCACUUCGAGAUGCAUUCAAUAAAAGGAUAGCUGACCUGGAACAGUGUUUGCGAACUGCAGAGGAGGAAGUUGAGAACAUGGCAGCCAUUGCUGAACAGGAGAAGCUUAGGAGCAUAAACAUGGAGAAGCAGCUCCAAGUCCUCGCUCCUUCAGGUGCCUUUACACCUGCUGCUGUUCCAAAAACAAUCCAAGACCUGCAGCACACCCUGCAGGAGAAAGACAAUAUCAUUGAGCAACUUAAGAUUAACUUGAAGAACCAGGAAGCUUUGGUCCUUCAGAAAAGCAGCACAGACCAAGAGACAGAUGCACCAUCAGCUAAGCAGCUGUCGGAUCUUAUCGCAGAGAAAGAUCAGGAACUCAAGGCCCUGAAGGAGGCGCUACAUAAAGAGAAGGAUAAAACACAACCAGACCAGGAGUAACAUUAUGAGAUUAGAGUCCAUCAACAAAAUGCUUACUGAGGAGCUCAAUCAUAUAAAAAACACCAAUGAAAAUCUGACAAAAACAUUGGAAGAUUCUGAGAAUCAAAACAAGAGCCUGUCGGUUAAGUUAGAGGAGAAGGAGAAUGAACUAGACUCUGAGAAGAAAAAUGCAUUGAAGCGAGAUAAAACAAUCCAGGGCCUUACACAGGUCCUCGGAAAAAAGGAAAAAGAGAUUGAGGAACUUUGUCAGCAGAUUGAAGACAGAGAUGAUGCUUUGACCAAGGCUAGAGAGGCAGCACAUAAAGCCCAACUACAGAAAUAUCAGGGAGCUGAAGAGCACCAAAGCUUGUUGAUGGAAAAACAAACAGAGUUGGCUCAACUUCAAGGGGAGCACCAUGUCAAGAUUCUUGAAGCUCAAAAACUUCAACGUGGCCUGGACAGGAAAGAACAAGAGCUGGCUGACUUACAGCAAACCAAGGACCAGCUAGAGGUGGAACUGGAAGACCUGCAACAACAGAAGAAGAAAGGAGACAAAGCCCUAAAUGAUCUUAACAAUCAUCUGAAGAAGCUAAAUGGUGAGAUGAAGGAAAGGGAGAGUGCUCUUGAGCAGCAGUACCAGGAGCUGCUGGACCAGACAAAAAGAAAGCUGCAGACUCAUGAAGCCACCAUCCAGAGACUUACAACAACCCUGGCUGAUAAAGAGCAGCAGCUACAAGAGUACAUAAACAUGAUCAGAGACUUGGAGCAAAGCAAAAGUCCUGGCAGUAAUGACAGCAUGCUUAACAAACUGCGGCAAAGGCUGAAAGAAAAAGAAAAUGCUCUGGAGCAAGCACUGGAUGAGAAAUUUGCUGCUGUCGAGGAGAAAGACAACGAGAUUCACCAGCUGCAGCUGUUACUAAGAGAAAAGGAAAGGGACUUGGAUAGACUGAAUAAUUUACUCACUCAUAAUGAGGAAACCAUUAAUAAUUUCGACAGCGUAAUCAAGGAGAAGGAUGUGGAGCUGCAGCAUCUUGCAAACACUUUAAAGAACCUCCAGAGAGCCAAGCAAGAUGUAGAAGAUAACUUAAACAGAUCUCUGAGAGAGAAAGACUCUAUCAUCAACCAGCUGCAGCUCUCGUUGGAGGGAAAGUCAAAAGAUAUGGAAGAAAUGUCUGAAUCAAUGCUGAACCAGUCACAGACACGUGAACGGGACCUCGCUGAGCAAAUGGGCCAGAGGUUAAAGGUCACAGAGGCCAUGUUGGCUGAGGCUGUGAAAGCCAGAGAAAGACUAGUAGCUGACAAUGAGAGUGCCGUGGAAGGACUGUUGGCUACAAUUAGCAGCAAGGAUCAACUUCUUAAGGAGUCUGCUGAGCAUUUUAACCGCAUGCUGUCUGAACGUGCGCAAGAGAUUCAGGAACUGAAGAAGCAGCUGACUGAGAAGCAACAGGAGCUUGCUAAUGCCGAGAAGCAAAGCUCCUCAACAGCCCAGAAGAGUUAUUUAGAGACGUCAGAACUCAAAGCUCUUCUUGCAGAAAAAGACAGCCUCAUUGACAAGCUUCUGCAGCGUGGUCAGGAGAGGGACCAGUUCCUGGCAGAGAUGAGUCAGAAGGUGGAGCACGAUCAUGUUUUAGAGCUCAGACAAACCAUCCAGAUCAUGCAAGAACAGCUGGAUGAAAGGGAAGCUGAGCUGUCCAGGAGAAACAGUGAGGAUAAUCAGGAAAACUAUCUGCCUUCCAAGAAAACAGUUGUUGUCCUGAAGGAGGAGUUGGCACAGAAAACUGAAGCACUCAACAAAGCUCUGAAAAGAGAAAAUGAACUGAAGAUUUCUCUUGCUGACCUCCAGUCAUUACUGUCUGAGCUUGAGGGUCGCAGUGAAGGUCAGGCUGCUAACAUUGAGUCAUUGACUGCCACUUUGAAAACCAAGGAGGAAAUUAUCAAUGUUCUCCACCAGCGUCUCGGUCAGGGAGGUCACUGUCGAGCUGACAACAUCCAGGACUGUGUGAUUGGCUCUGGUGUAGAGAGGUCCUUACCGGAACUCCCUCAGAGAGAGAGAACGAUGAUAGGAGGAGAUAGCCAGCAAGAAACUGUACCCAGCUUUGUGGUCUUGCAGCAAGAGCAUGAAGCUCUGAACAGAGCCGUUAGAGCAGAACAGCAGCUCUACUCCAGCUUGGUUAGGACUGUGAAGGAGCAGGACAGUGCUCAGCGUCUUCACGCUCUGCAGCUGGAACUGACAGCUGUGCAGCUUCUCAGGCAGCAGCUAGAAGACAGCAUCAAAACUAAUGAGGAGCUGAGGGAUGACUUGGAGCGGGAGAUACAUAAGGCCAAACUCAGAGAAGGUAUGGACCUGAUUGAUCCUAAAGAGCUGGAGAGCAUGAAACAUCAGCUUGAGGAUGCUCAGCGCUGGAACGCAUCCCUGCAGGCUCGCUUAGGAGCAAUACAGAACCGAGGAGGAGGUGUUGGUGGAGCUAAUGAUAGUAGUGAGACUUUGAGUUUCAUUGGAGAUCAGACCUCCUACAUGAGUAUCUGUGUGGGUGAAGGUGCAGAUGAUAGCUUGGCUCAACUUUCUGCUCAGGAGCUCAAACAGAAGGUGUUGGAGCUGCAGAGUUUAAACAGUGAGCUGCAGAGCAGGCUGUCACAAAUGGAGAAAUCAGAGCGGGAUGCUUGUGAAAAGGAAGGCAAAGAUCUAACAAGCAGAAGCCGGUACAAACAGCAGCUUGAUGAGAUGCAACCACUGACUCACAGUGACAGGGCACAUAUUCCUGAUCAGGAUAAGGAGAGCCAAACAGACAUGGACACAGGAGAGAUGACAUCUGGACACCUGAUGGGCGAUAACAACAUGAACAGUUGGCUCACAAACCUCACGGACACCAAAGAAAACACAGACUUACUGCCACUUCACUCUUUGCUUACAGAUUGUGGCUCCACCUCAGUAGUAGAGCUAAGAGAGGAGCUGCUGCGGCUUAGAUCAGAAACUGCACAGCUGCAGGGUCUCCUUAAAGAACAGAAAUCGGCCGAGUGCAAAGAGAAAGAAAGCACAGAUAUUUCAGGGAACAGCAGCGAUGAACAGGCCGAAUUGAGGAAGAGUUUGGAAACACUGCAAGCUAAACCUAAUCACAGUUUUAAGGACACCAAACUAUUAAAGGAAAGGACAGAAAAGAAGUCAAAUGAUGUGUCAGAUGGAGAGACUCCUUUAACUUCUGUCAGCGCUGCAGAUGAGAUGGAGAGUCCCAAACAUCAGUGUCAGUCACAAGGCAAGAGGGCAAAGCAGCUUGUUACAAGACACAGGGCUGGCGUCAAAUCUCGCCUCCCUGUGCCUGUCAGGCCUAGAAUAGAAGGGAGCAUCAGCAGGCAGUCACUGAGCUAUGACCAGAUGCAAACUGAGACACAGCAGCAUCUUCAUCUUGAUAAUGACUUUGGUUCUGAUCAGGCGUUGCAAACAGACUCUGAUUCAGCACUAGAACUUCACACAUCCCCUUCCACCGCUCUGAGAUGUACUCAAACUAGCUGCAGUCCAGCAGGCUCUGACGGCGGCUCUGAAGCCAGAAUGUUAGAGGAUCGAACCCAAGGAGAGUCAGCUCUUCUCACUCAGCUUGAACUUCUCCACCAGGAGUGCCAGGAAAAGGAGGUCCUGAUCACCAAGAUGAGCGAGCAGCUUGCUGAUUUAGAAGAGCUCCAUGCUCAGCUUCAGGAAAAGGAGAGGCUGAACUGCCAGUACACAAAGGCUUUACAGGCUGCGCAGUCCACCAUCGCUUACCUGACCGCCUGCAGUCUGGACAACCAGGGUGGGUUUGGUUCACACGCAGGCUCAGGUGGCUCUGUUGCAGAGCUCCACAGUAGAUGCAUGGAGCUGCAGAGCGCUCUACAGGAGAAAGAGGAGCUCAACAGCCAGCUUAUUGAGCUCCUGAACAUGGCAGAGAAGGCCAUCACCACAUCUCACAGCCAAAAUAUGGAACCUGAAGCUAGAGAUCUUUGUUUAAGAAUAGAGAGUGCUUUGCACCAGGGAGGUGCGUCUUCAAACACAGAUAGCCCAAGGUUAGCUGAGGAGUCACUGCAUGAACUGCAGCGACACGCAGACUCUUUGCAAGAAGCUCUUUUGGAACAGAGCAGGCUCAAUGCAGAGCUUCAGGAACAGCUGAGGGCUGCAAAUACUGCUGCACAACAUGGCCACAUGAGUGACGGUGUUCCCCUAAAUGGCACCACCUCGAGGCAGAGAGCAGCAACAGCAGAGUUGAUUGACGAGGAGGAAACUGAGGAACACCCUGGUACAACAAGAAGUUUUGAUGACACUAGUUUAAAUCAACAGUUCAGUGUUUUAAUGAACUGCUUCAGUGCAGCAGAGUCUGUCGUCGCCUCUUUAGCAGCUCACUGUGCUGAUAAUGGCUCACAGACCUCUGAUAAGUCUGUGGAAAUCAGCCCCGACCUGCAGACACAUUUGCACAAUCUACAGAGUGUCCUCCUCAAACGAAGCCAACUGGCUGAUCCUGCUCACCCAAAAAUUAAACCUGAAGGAAGUCUCACCGAUUUAACCGAACCUGAAGGGCUGAAGCUCCAUCAGGAUCUCUGUCUCCUCUACAAGGCUUUCAGGCGUCACUCUCAGAGGAUAGCUGAUCUCCAGGCUGGCUUGCAGGAGGAGAAGGCCCACAGAAGGGAGAGUGAGGGCCGCAGGACAGCUCAGGAUGCCAAGGGAUUACCACCAAAUGUUCAGCUCCAACUGGAGACUUUACAUAAAGCUCUGAGGGAGAAAAAGAAAGCCUGUAAAACUCUAGAGGAGAAACUGGCAACUGCUCUUACCAAAACGCCCUCUCCUGAAACUGCACGAAAAGCUCCUGAGCAGGGAGACAAAAGCGUGCAGGUGGAUUUGCAGGACCUGGGUUACGAGACCAGUGGAAAGAGUGAGAACGAUAGGGAAGAGAGCAGUAGCACAGAUCUAGAGGUGGGUGUCAACCCUAGCUGCAGUCCGUUCAGUCUGCCUACACUGCUGAAACACGAACAUGCUGCCUUCUCCUCGACUGAAAACUUGGACUCAACCUCCAGCACUCCGUACCCGAGUUCCCCAGCUCUCAGCUCGGCUAAGGCCAGUCUGAAAGGCCUGCAGGUGUAUGAUGAGUUUGGUGUUUCAGAGGACCCUCUUCAGCUUCAGGCACAAGUCAGAGAGCUGAAAGGCCAGCUUGAAAACCAGACCAAGCUCGUUCUUCAGAUGCAAAGUUUCCUGCGGAGGAGCUCCCUCUGCAGCGAUGCAGCGGCCAACACCUCUGAUCUGCUCAGCAUCAGGGAACAUGAAAUCACACAGAAAGUGAACCACAGCCCAGAGAAGAGCGGACAGCUCAGAAAGAGAAAUGAAGCAGAAAACCAGCCAAUGAAAGACAGAGCUACUCGUCUAGAUUUGGAUCUGGAUGAGGAGAAGACGCAGAACCAAAACACGAGCGAACAACUACAGCAGACACGCAGCCGUUCCACAUCACCUGCCAGACUGGACUCUCUGGUGCAGUCACAAGCCAGGGAGCUGUCUCAGCUGAGGCAGCAGAUCAAGGAGAGCCGACGGCUAGGUGUUCUGCAGCGUCGGCAGCUGGAGGAGCUGAACAAGGCCCUCAAAGACCUGCUGCACGCCAACGAAGUUGACCAUUACAUGGGGGAGGUUAUCAAAGGACAGCUGGACAAGAGUCUGAGCCUUCUGGACAGGCUGGAGGGACGACUGGACAAAGAGUCACACGUGGAAAAUGAGGACUCGGCAGCUCUUGAACUGUCUCACAGACUGGCUAAAGAGCUGCAGGAGAAGAACCGACUCAUCCAGAGCCUUCAGAGUCAGAUCAGAGGCCGGAGUCCCAGCAGCCACCACAGUUCUCACUCUGAUCUGUUCCACUCAGACCUAAUGUCUUCAUCCUGUCGCAGCAGCCCCUCCACACUAGGUGGCAGUCAUGCACACAGCCACCAGAACCCUGCUGAUAGGAUGGGAGCAGCUGAACCUCCUGUAGGAGGAGCUCAGGAGAAAGGUGCGCCCGGUCACAGAGACACUGCCAGCAGACUGCAAGGCCUUCAGAGAGAGAACGGACGCCUGCAGGAGCAGCUCAGAGGCAGCGAGGAGCUCAACGCCACCCUGCGCAGCGAGCUGGACCUGCAUCGCUCAAUUAUGGCCCAGGCCAGUUCUCACCACCAGGAGCAGGAACAAGGCCGUGACCAGGAGGUCUCAGGGUCUCAACCAGCAGCACAGAAACAAGACGCAGACAUUAGCUCCCCACAGAAAGCAGGAGAACAGCCUCACAUGAUGGAUUCAGGCCUGCUGGCAGAACAUCUGCAGGAGAUCAGAGCUUUACGACAGCGCCUUGAAGAAAGCAUUCGCACCAACGACCGACUGAGGGAACAGCUGGAGAGGAGACUGGCUGAGGUGGAGAAAGACCCAGCAGCUACAAACAUUUUUAUUCACGGCAACGAGGAGCAGGGUCAGCUGGUUAACGAGGUGCGAUAUCUCUGGGAGCAAAACCAAACCCUGAAGGAGCAGCUCAACACCGGAUCUCGAGACAAGCAGAAGGAGAACGAGAAGCUCCGGGAGACUCUGGCCAGGCGGACGGCCAAACUGGAGCAGAGCAGGAAGGAGUGUGAAGCUCUGAAACAGGAAAACACUCGACUGCAGGAGAGACUGGAGCGGUGCAGCCAGGAAAACUCCCUGCUGCAGACUUCUUUAUGUUCCAGCAGAGAAGAGCUACAAAGGUUGCAGGGUGAGGUGAAGCUCCAGAGGCAGCAGCUUUCUGACUCCCACCAUCUGCUCCAGUCACUGCGAGUGGAGCUGCAGGUUUAUGAAAAGAUGAAGAAUGAGUCAAACGUUAAUAAUAGCUCUACUGAAACGAGCCAGCAGCCUGUCCCCUCGCCUUCCUCCGGCUCCGUGGACCUCAGCGAGCUGCUGUCAGAGAUCAGACACCUGAGGCUGCAGCUGGAGAGGAGCAUCCAGACCAACACAGCUCUGCGGCAAAAACUGGAGGAGCAGCUGCUCCGAGGACCCAACCGCUCGGAGACGAUCAACAUCAACUACCUGCUGUCCUCUCCAGAUGAAGGAGGCAGGUCACCGGGUCGUGAAGGCGGCGAUCCUCUACGCCACUCGUUCCAGAGUCACCACGUGCAUGCAAGCGUCCUCCACGGUGUGGAGCGCUGCACACAUUCGGAGGUGGACGGUGACUCGGUGCGCAGCAGCUCUUGUGACAGCGCCUCAGCUGCUCCCUCUCGGCUCGUCCCUGGCCACCGGAUGUGGGCCAAUCGCAACGGGCGCCACGUUCUGGGCCUGAUCGAGGACUACAACGCCCUCCGCAAGCAGAUCUCAGAGGGUGGUAAACUGUCCCGCAGCAUGGACUCUCAGCUGCAGGAGUGUUUGCUCACCCUCCGACAACAGAGCUCUGAGCAUGAGGUGAUAGACAGGCAACAUCUGACAAGUUUAUCCAGCAGCACAAACACCAUGCAGCAAGUGUUAGAGGAGGCUGGCCGCCUGCUCAAACUGCUGUGGAGAGUCUCUCUGCCAGCCGCUCACAACGAGUGCAGCGGCAGCAACCAGCAGGACGAGCUGCUGAAAAACGAGAUAACCAGACUGAAGAACCGGCUGUCCCAGCAGGAGAGGAUGCUGAGCGGAGCCGUUAAACGUCUGCGAACCACCAACCUGCUCAAAGAGGGAAUGGAGAAAGUCAUCAUAGACCAGCUGUCUUUGACCCACGGAGUGUUGAAGAAAGCCAGGGGGAAUUUAGAGACAAAUUACUGUAGCCUUGGUCUGAAAGGCCUGUCUGGAGGACCAGGAGAAGGAGGUUCCAGUCAACGGUCAGUAGCAGACACUACCUGCACACAGCCUGAGUAGAAGCUUCUACAAACAGGAGGAAGUUGUGCAUCUUUGCAAGUAAACCUUCAGGUUUAACACUCAGUCCUGCCUUAGAUAAUGUUGCUCCUUUAAAUGUUAUCCUGCUCUGCUGUAGAAUUGUCACUUUGUCCAUGAAAGAGAAAAAAAAAAAGCCUUUCUUGUAUCCUAAUUGCACAUCCAGGGUUUUUAGUUUUGGUACUAAACUUGUAAGUUUGUUUUAAAGAAAAUGCUUUUGUAAAUAGAAAUCCAUGCAAUUUAAAUACUUUCAUUUAUUAUUUUAUGUGAUGCAUAUAAGACUAUGAAAAUGUAUUUUAUAAUACAAGUUUUUAAUUUUGUUUUCACCUUUUGUAUAAGAUGGAGCUGUGAUAAAUUAUGUUCUGAUGCAGUAAAGUCUUUUAUGAAGAUGAA
This is a messenger RNA of Austrofundulus limnaeus, 9214 nucleotides long. It is a transcript of the gene cdk5rap2, whose product is annotated as CDK5 regulatory subunit associated protein 2. Gene Ontology annotation, cellular component: centrosome; Golgi apparatus. The record is from RefSeq and is a predicted model, not a curated record. Gene Ontology annotation, biological process: positive regulation of microtubule nucleation; regulation of Golgi organization; centrosome cycle. NCBI's taxonomy places the organism in Eukaryota, Metazoa, Chordata, Actinopteri, Cyprinodontiformes, Rivulidae. Gene Ontology annotation, molecular function: molecular adaptor activity.